Messenger RNA from Parathielavia appendiculata, 1837 nucleotides. Its product is annotated as regulator of G protein signaling superfamily. The coding region runs from base 243 to 1337 and encodes 364 amino acids. The record is from RefSeq and is a predicted model, not a curated record. NCBI's taxonomy places the organism in Eukaryota, Fungi, Ascomycota, Sordariomycetes, Sordariales, Chaetomiaceae. Gene Ontology annotation, cellular component: plasma membrane. Gene Ontology annotation, biological process: intracellular protein localization. The transcript is spliced from 3 exons.
CUCCCAUGCGCUGUGCGCACAACCGCAUUCUUUUCUUCCCGCAAAACCAAACCCCCGCCUCUUCCCCGGCCACCUCAACACCAACGUGCAACACUUCAAUUCAGUGACCGCAUGCACCCGAUAACUGUCACACCACCAACACGAGAGCUCCAGUGGUAUAUCUCAACGUGAUUCAAGUCCGAUCGUUACCAUUCUCUCUUUCUUGCCACGUUCAACUCGAUCUCAAUCCAGCUUGAUUUACAAUGGCAGACCAUGCCGCAGCAACUCCUUCACCCCAGCCCGAUUUGACUCGGAACCGUCUGCCGACUCUGUUCGAGGUCCUUAGUCGGCGGACUCUCCCUCCUGUCGAUCUAUUUUCCUUCUACAUCUACAUGAGGGAUCAGCAGCGCUCUGUUGACUACCUCGACUUCUGGCUCGAUGUCGCACAGCACAUGUCGCUCUGCCGCCACUAUGUACGUGAGCUUCGUCGCUCCGUUCUCGUGAGCACUCCCGACCCCGAAAGAGGCUCUCAGCGAUCGUCGGGGAUCCUUGAAGGCCUCGGCGACAUGAACCAUCCUGUCGCGGGACCGUCAAUGUACGCCUCGGAAAAGGAAAAGGACCAGGAUGCGCAGAUGUCGGCUUUCCUGCGGGAGGAUCGGGGCGAGCAUCACGAGUCCCCGGUAAGCAGCAGUGCUAGGCAGGAGCGUCCAAGCACGACCAUCAGCACCCCGCGCGAUCCCCAGACCGAUUCGAAUUCUCCUCCCCACACGGUCGCUCGGCAGGACAUUAGGGCUUCUGCCGAAAAGAUCCUCUACACGUUUCUCCUGCCAAAUGCCGAACGCGAAAUCACGCUGCCUGGCUCAAUCACUCAAGACAUCAUCACAGCCAUUGAGGAGUUCGGAAGGGACGAUCCGGAGGUGUUUGAUGUCGCCAAGGACUAUGUCUUUCAGGCGAUGGAGCGCGAUGCAUUCCCCGGCUUUCUCAGAAUGAAGGCACUUGGGAACCUCAUUCCGCCGACACUGAUCAUGCGCCUCAUUAUUGGUCUGGUGUCUAUAUUCGGUGGCUUCUGGGCUGCUUUCGUUCUGAUCUUCCUCAAUGAGAGUCGGAUGACGAGACUUUGGCUCAUCCUCCCCUUCACCAUUGGCGUUUACUGCCUUGCCUCUUACCAGUACUCGCUCGACCCGAUCCUCGCUCUCAUUGGUUUCAGCGAAUACACCCCCUUCAACUUCUCCCGGGUGCGGGAGCCGUACGUCCGGAAGCUCAUCUCGCGCCGGGCAGUCAUGGUCCUUACCGUCACGGUUCUCAUCGAUGCGGCCCUCUGCGUUCUCUUCAUCCUGGUUCCUGGCAAGCGGCUCUGAGUGGGGCCCUCAAGUUUAGCUCACGGGAGCUGUGAGCUGGCCUCGCUCCCGACUAAACCAGCCAUUCGGGUGCUGGGAGGAAGAAGUGACCUGAACCAGAGAGCCUUCUUCGUUUACGACCGUCACGACCACCAGGGGCAUUAUUGAGUUUCCGCUGCCUUUUGAACGGAUUGAACCAGGGGCGCAGGUAUUCGUAUAAUUACAGGCGGUGCAGGGUUUAGAGGGAGGACUUAACUGGGUGUUCAGGAUACGGCGUGUUUUGUCAGCAUUUUCAUUCACCAUAGUUCUCAAGCAGCUUGGGUGCGUUCCAUGGAGAUGACAAGCUGUUCUCGUUGCUGUCUGUUUUUCCGUCCUGGCUUUUCAUUGCACUCACCGCCGAUGUACGAUACCAAAUACCCCCGUGUCGUGGGCCAUUCAGUACUUGAGCUAGAGGGAUUGCAUCCCAACGGAGCUAACUGCGCUGGACUUCAUCCUGGUCUUCUUUGACCGAUCAGAGCGAC